CGUGGAUUUGUGCUUCUUUUUCCCUCAUUGAAGGUCCUUUCUUCUAUUCACUGUCCCUCUCCUUCAGGGUGAUAUUUACUAGUGCAGAAUUGCUCUUGUGACCAAUCUGCCAGAGUCGGCCUUUCCCGACACGGCUCUCCGGCGCGUUGUUUUCCCUCUGACCUGGCAACCAGGAUCCUCACCUACUCCGCUACUGACCCUGGAGUAGCAUCGCUCUCACUGGCCCACUACGAACAACUGCUCUCUGCACCGCCAGCGUGUCCAGUGUUUCCGUCUCAAAUAAAUCAUGUCAUCGGCCGGUACCUAUAGAGGCACGCCCAAGUCCAGAGGACAAGUCCAAUACGCCAAUAGCCCUUCCGGCAUCCCACGCCCUGCGCUCGAGCAACACGCUACGUCACAGUCACAAAGUGAUGUAGGCACUUCAACGCUCAGUGCUAGCCGGCAGAAAAUGUCGAAAAGGGAUGAGGCCAUUCGACGCAAAAUCGAGACGGACCUAAAUAAGAAAAAGAAUACAUCUGGUCGCGUUCGUCCAGCAAGAAAAGCACCCCCUGGAACAGUUCUUGCUCUCAAGCCCAGCCCAGCACUACAAAUCAAGCCCAAUACGACUGUCGCCGAAGCCGCUCAGCUGAUGGCAGCGAAGAGGGAGGAUUGUGUUCUGGUGACCGAUGAUGACGAUCGCAUUGCCGGUAUCUUUACUGCUAAGGACCUUGCGUUUCGAGUGGUGGGAGCAGGUAUUAAGGCGAGGGAUGUUACAAUUGAGGAGAUCAUGACCAAGAACCCACUCUGUGCGAAGACCGAUACGAGUGCUACGGAUGCUCUAGAUCUCAUGGUCCGUAAGGGAUUCCGCCAUUUGCCGGUUAUGGACGAGAAUCACGAUAUCUCUGGUAUUCUUGAUAUCACGAAAUGUUUCUACGAUGCUAUGGAAAAACUCGAACGCGCAUAUAGCUCGUCCCGCAAGCUGUAUGAUGCUCUUGAAGGUGUUCAGCAAGAGCUGGGAUCAAGCCAACCCCAACAGAUUAUUCAAUACGUAGAAGCUAUUCGCAUGAAGAUGUCCGGCCCAACCUUGGAGUCCGUCCUUACUGGGCUCCCUCCCACUACCGUCUCCGUUCGCACCUCUGUCAAGGAGGCUGCAGUGCUAAUGAAGGAGAAUCACACAACCGCAGUUUUAGUACAAGACCAAGGUUCGAUCACGGGUAUUUUUACCAGCAAAGAUGUCGUGCUUCGAGUAAUUGCUGCUGGUCUUGAUCCGGCCACCUGCAGCGUAGUUAGGGUCAUGACACCACAUCCUGACUUUGCACCUAUGGAUAUGAGCAUACAGGCAGCUCUGCGGAAGAUGCAUGAUGGCCACUACUUAAACUUGCCCGUCAUGAGCGAGGCCGGGGAGAUUGUUGGAAUGGUAGAUGUUUUGAAAUUGACAUAUGCCACCCUCGACCAGAUCAACAAUAUCAGCACGCAGGAUAGCGAAGGGCCGGCAUGGAAUAAGUUUUGGCUCUCCUUAGACAAUGAGACUGAAUCCUUGAUGUCUGGAGAAGGCAGCCGUAUCCCAGGGACACCAGAUCAUCGUUCCAUGAUGUCGCACGAUAUCCACCGCCCCGGCGCCAUGGAUCGCGGCGACAGCGUCCUUCCUAACGAGUCUGCCUCCCAUCAUGGUGAAUCGCCACCUACCUCUGCUCUGGACGGAGGACUACGCGCGGCACUGGAGGAUGUAGCCUUCCCAUUUAAGUUUAAAGCCCCCAGUGGCCGUGUCCACCGUCUCCAGGUCAUCGCAUCUGGCGGGAUCGAGGAUCUCGUUUUCCGUGUUGCCAGUAAGCUCGGGGCGGAGGCUGCCUCUCUUGGAGGUAUGCCGAAUUUUGAAGAUGGCGAAUGCUCGAAAGCAGGUUUUGCCAUGAGCUAUCUCGACAAUGAGGGUGACACUGUCUCCAUUACAACCAGCCAAGACCUGGUUGAGGCAAUUAGUCUCGCACGGCUUGCCCAUCGUGAUAAGGUCGACCUCUUUGUGCACGACCCCGAAAAGCCUCCGCUUCCAGCAACAGUUGAGCCACAGCCGGCAUUGGCGAAGCCACCGACCCCUCCAGAGUCAGUGCUUCGUGAACGCAGACAGUUCUUCGAUGACGAGGAGGGCCUCUCAAGAUCUAGAGGCCAGCCACCGGCCAUGGCCAGGCAAGAAGAGAUCAUUGCUGGAGUGCCGAACGACCUCCUUCUCCCAGGAGCCAUCGUCACCCUCGCAGUCGUCAUCGUGGCAGUGUUUGCCUUGGGCCGUGCCUCCAACCGAUAGAUAGAGCAGAGAAGAUGUUGGGUAUUUUUCUAUGGGUGUUCGAAUUUUUAGACCGCAGCAUUAUUGGCAAUUACAUUCUUGAUAUCACUGGAUGCAACGGCGGGUUUCCGUGUCGGGCAACGAUCGCGUCUGCCUUCUAGGUCUUGGCGGUAGUAUUUGUAGUAUUUGGUCUCUGAAAUUGACGGAAUCAAUGUUU
Molecule: messenger RNA, 2471 nt
Organism: Lindgomyces ingoldianus
Lineage: Eukaryota; Fungi; Ascomycota; Dothideomycetes; Pleosporales; Lindgomycetaceae
Product: CBS-domain-containing protein
Exons: 3
Coding region: 287-2275 (662 amino acids)
Molecular function (GO): protein binding
Source: RefSeq, a predicted model, not a curated record